AUGGUUUGCAAAGCUCUCCCAGUCUCUCCUUUCCAGAGGUUACUCCCUUGCAAGAAUGACUCCUCUUUAUUCACCAAAAUCACUGCCUCCUCCAUUAUUAUUUUGGUAGUGUAUGUGGAUGAUAUACUUUUAGCUGGUGAUAAUGGUCAAGAAAUUGCAGAUUUGAAAGCCUUUUUAGAUCAAAAAUUCAGAAUCAAAUAUCUUGGUUCUGUUCAUUAUUUCCUUGGCCUUGAGGUCUCUUUGGUAGAAGGUGGUUAUGUAGUACAUCAACACAAGUACACAAAGGAUAUCCUAUCUGAAUUUCACUAUCAAGAUGCCAAGCCUGUUACUACUCCUCCUGAUCCCCAAAACAAGCUCCAUAUUGAUUCUGGUGAUCCCAUUUCUGAUCCUUCUAUCUAUAGAUUGUUGAUUGGCAAGUUGAACUUCUUGCAGCACACAAGGCCUGACAUCUCUUUCUCUGUUCAACAUUUGAGCCAGUUUCUGGUAUCUCCUAAAGUUCCUCAUAUGUUAGUUGCACUACAUGUUCUCAGAUACCUUGCUAAUGACCCUGCUCAGGGUAUUUUACUCAGCAGCUCUUCUAAUUUCACCCUUAAUGCUAACUCUGAUUCCGACUGUGUUGCCUGCCCUAUCUCAAGGAGACCUAUUACUGGAUAUUAUAUUCUUCUUGGUGAUUCUCCUGUUUCUUGGAAGUCCAAGAAACAACCUACUGUUUCCUUAAGCUCUGCUGAAGCAGAAUAUAGAGCUUUGAGACAGGUGGUUGCUGAGGUUUCCUGGCUGCUUAGGCUUCUUGCUGAUAUAGGUUUGUCUAUUACUUCUCAUGUUUCUAUUUUUGUGAUAGUCAAGCUGCUGUACAUAUUGCCAGAAAUCCCGUUCUCCAUGAGCGCACCAAACAUAUUGAAGUGGAUUGUCAUUAUGUUAGGAAUGUUCUUUCUUCUAGGGUGA
This is a messenger RNA of Nicotiana attenuata, 942 nucleotides long. RefSeq lists its product as uncharacterized. Lineage: Eukaryota; Viridiplantae; Streptophyta; Magnoliopsida; Solanales; Solanaceae. Bases 1 to 942 code for a protein of 313 amino acids. The transcript has a single exon. The record is from RefSeq and is a predicted model, not a curated record.